UUUUUUUUUCGUUUUCGCACUCCCCUUUUCCUCGUCGACUGAACGUAGGGCCGCGGGGGCCAACGAGAGCGGCGCUCUUUCUCGUGCGACUCUGAGAUCCCACGCCGCCGUCUCCUCUCUCUCCUACUCCCAUCUCUCUCGUCCCCUCACCACCGUCUCAAAAGGAGCGCGGGGAAAAGCAGCAAGCGUACAUGAUGGCUGGCGCAACGCUACGAUCGAGCCUCCUCUGGUCGCUUUGCUUUGUCAUCCUCGUCCUUGGCUCGUAUGUCCGUUCGGCCGGUAUCAAUGUCGAUGUGCCAGAGGACUUCUACCAGUGUCAACCGGCCGUCAUUGGCAUCACGGGCGCGAGGGGCAACGUGACGAUUAUCGUCAAGGAAAGCCACUCGCGACAUGCCCACCUCAACGUCAGUCUGGCACCCAACGCGACCCAGUACACAUGGGCGGCUGUCGAUCUCACUGCAGGGACGGACUUUGCGCUCAUCAUCACGGAUCGCACGUCCAAGAAUAAGACGAAGCUCUCACAGAACAUCCAGCACUCGACGGUGGAUCUGCCACCGACGGGCGUCAACGACACGUCGUGUCUGCCCGUCAAGAAGGUCAAGAGCAGCAGCGACGGAGACAAGAAUAAAGACGACGGCGGCGGCAUCGGCGGCAUUGGCGGCGAUCCCAGCCUCGAAGACGACCCUGGUCACCACCGGAAGCACAGCACCGUCGAGGUGUCGGUCAUUGCCGGCGUCCUGGGCGGCUUGCUCUUUGCACUCAUGUUGCUCAUCCUCGUCAUGUGUCUGCGCCGGCGGAGGGAGAAUCUUGGCGCGUCAGAUGACAGCGACUCCUUCAUUCAGCAACAGCAGCAAAUGAGCCAGAGAAUAGGCUCCAGCGCAUUAGGCACGGGCAACAGAGCCUCCGACUAUGUGACGCUGGCCGAUGGCACCAGGCGGAGAAUCGACUCGAUCGUCAUGGCCCGGCAAGACGACUCGGGAUGGAGCUACAUGUCGAGUCUCGUGCCGGGCUUGCAGGCCGCAGAAGGAGCGCGCGGCCACCACCGGCUGCAAUCGCAGCAGCAGCAGCAACGCAGGGCGCUGCGGACAAAGAGGUACGACGGCGAAGCGGCCGACUGCGAGCUGCCGUCCUAUGGCCUGAGCGAGUACGAGCGAAAGCACCUGCCCAAGUACGAAGGCCGCGACGAGGGCGGCGACGACGCUGGCCAUGAGACGGACGAGCUCGUGGCGCGCGAGUCACACGCCGGGACCGAUGGCUUGGACCGGUCCUCGACGAUGCAGAGCGGCGUUACUCGGACCACACGACAGACGUACUACAGCCGGGCGUCCUCGUCGGGCGCCCCCUUCAUUUACGAUCUCGAUCAACCCUCGGGCGAGAGCCGUACGCCAUCGGGCGUGGAAAGCGACGUGGGACUGGCAUACCUCGGAGGGGAAGAGGAUCCAGACGUCAUCACCUUCCAUGCAACGCCCUCGGCCCACACCCUGGGUCCCAAUUCUGGAGCGCAGUCGCGCACCGUCUCGAUCAUCGGCGUGCCUCCACAGGACCAGCAGCCACGAUCGAUCCUCACGAGGAACCUGGCCGUGAGUCCAUUUGCCGAUGUGCCAGAGGAUGGCCAGGCCUCGCCUGCCACCUCGACGGCCCUCGAUCCAAGCAACGGCCGCAUCCAUCAUCGCAACCGAUCCGAGGUCAAUCCUUUCGACUGGGAUCGUCCCUCGUCCUGACAGCACAGCGCCUUGGCGGGCGACUGCGCUCACUCGAGCAGGGAGCACUGGCCUGCUUCCUUAGGUAGUAUGUGUAAUUAUAGCCAUUCAUUCGCCUUCGUCUCCCCUCUAUCGCUCUUUCGACUUUCUUGUCUUGUGUUCCGGUCCAUCUCACUCUCUCUUACUCUCAUUGUUCCAUUCAUCAACCUACCCACAUGUACUCUUAGGCCUGUCUUUCCCUCCUCAAAAUCACAAAUACUGUUCGAUU
Molecule: messenger RNA, 1968 nt
Organism: Acaromyces ingoldii
Lineage: Eukaryota; Fungi; Basidiomycota; Exobasidiomycetes; Exobasidiales; Cryptobasidiaceae
Exons: 1
Coding region: 195-1721 (508 amino acids)
Source: RefSeq, a predicted model, not a curated record